AUGUGCUGUGUGCUGCGCCAACAUCCAGUGACUGGCUUCGAGUCGGAUCACCAUCCUCACCAACUUCCGCGUCCUCAGCAGCUGGACGGUAUGAGCGAGAGUACGUCCCAAUCCCUCCAAGGGCGGAGGGAUGGAUUCCAGACCCUACCUUCUUUGCCUUCAAGGGAACCCUCAAAAGAGGAUCUUGAACUGGCUCAGCACCUGAUCGGUCAUUCCCAAGGGACGAGAACUAUCCCUCACCACCAAAUCAAGAACAACAAAGAGAAUGCCUCGUCGCAAGCAUAUACCUCCCAAAGUCCAGAGCCACCCAGCCCAUCAACGGAGCGAACAUACCAAGCGGUAUCGAGAUCAAGUUCUUUGGAGAGAGAUCUACGAGAACAAUCCCAGGCAUAUACGCCAACCGGCUCCGCGCAAUCGGACGCCAUUCCCAACGGCCAGGUCUGCAGCAACUGUGGAACGAGCCGAACGCCUCUCUGGAGAAGAUCCCCGCAAGGAGCUACCAUCUGCAAUGCCUGUGGACUGUACUUGAAAGCCAGAAAUGCAUCCAGACCGACGAACCUAAAGCGACCCCCGACCGUGAUGGCCCCUUCUCCAUCCCGACGCUCCCCGGAAGUAAGAGCCUCACCUGCAAGAUCUGGGGCAAGUCACCCUCCAACCGGCGCUACAUAUGUAGCUGCGGAUCAGACCUCAGUCGGAUCAUGUCCUGGGGGCGGAAAAUGCAAUGGGACUGGAGGGGCUCAGGGAUGCAGUGGAUGCCCCGCCUUCAAUAACCGGGUUUCGAAGAGCGCGCAUUUCACCGUCUCCCAAAGUGCCACUCGAGCACAGUCUGAGCAAGGCGACCAACCUACCGAUGCACCUUCGCCGAUCGACGUCGCCUCCCUCAGUAUCCAAUCUCAAAACACAACUGUGGUUGUAGCCUGCCAAAAUUGUGGAACCACCAUUACUCCCCUCUGGCGAAGGGACGAAAGUGGACAUACCAUUUGUAAUGCUUGUGGUCUAUACUACAAGCUACAUGGUGUCCACCGCCCUGUGACAAUGAAAAAAUCGGUGAUUAAGCGCAGGAAACGUGUCGUGCCUGCAACACAAGGCGGCCAAGCACCCGAAGUCGAUGUUACGGACACCGCCAUGGGCUCCCCUGAAUCUGACCGACCCUCUCCCGAAAGUCCAGAUAUGCGGGGCAGCAUGAACCCAGACGGUUCGGUCAAUCUAGGCUUCCGGCUCCACACCGAACAAGGACGAACUCAACUCCCCCAACCUACAUCCACUAUCCGCGGACAGAACGUACAGCUUCCGCCUCCAGACCUGGGGGCAUAUACCUCGACAUCGAAUCUUCAAGGGCAUACACACGACCAUCUAGACUCACUAAAUAACGACAAUCGCCUUCCUCCUAUGACAUCCUAUCCCUCGCCCAUUCAAGGCCGCUCCUCUCUAUCCCCCAAUUCAUUCCUCUCACCUUCUCGCAAGCGUUCCUUCUCAGCCGCCGAAAUGGAUCCACAGCAGAUACAGAGUACCUCUCACACCGAAUCGAGUACCGCCCAACCCAAACGCCUCUCAUCCAUCAAAUCGAUUCUAAACCCUGGCAGCUCAGAUUAUCCCGAUCCUAGCGGAAGUGGAAGAUCAGAUAGGCUGGGCCCAAGUGGAUAUCCUAGUCCUAGCGGUCCUGGGAUGGGUAGUAGUUAUGCUUCAAAUCCGGCCAGUACCGGGUCUAGCAGUUCGCGCGAUCCUCAGAGCGAGAAUGACAGGGCGAAGGCGGAGAGGAGGGAGAUGUUGAAACAGGAAGCGGGGAAGAUGAGGGAAGCGUUGAUGGCGAAGGAGAGGGAGUUGGCGGAGCUUGGAAUGGGCGAGUGA
Molecule: messenger RNA, 1848 nt
Organism: Venustampulla echinocandica
Lineage: Eukaryota; Fungi; Ascomycota; Leotiomycetes; Helotiales; Pleuroascaceae
Exons: 3
Coding region: 1-1848 (615 amino acids)
Biological process (GO): positive regulation of transcription by RNA polymerase II; negative regulation of transcription by RNA polymerase II
Molecular function (GO): DNA-binding transcription factor activity, RNA polymerase II-specific; RNA polymerase II cis-regulatory region sequence-specific DNA binding; zinc ion binding
Source: RefSeq, a predicted model, not a curated record